UCUGCAAUCAUAUUUAUACCCUGCCCGUACCCGGCUUUGCCGAUCUACAUGUUGUCUACCUAUAAAGCCAUUUGCCUAUAGCGUGUCGCUUGACUUCUCGCCCUUGUAUCACCUUGGCAGCACGAACGGAUCGGCAUUUGGCUCUCCCCCGCAAUAUGCCUGUCUCUUCCAACUACCCAACAGUCGAUAUUCCUAGCGUCGACCUGUGGUCAUUCCUGUUCGAGCGCAAGGACAGACCAUUCCCUGACGAUAAAAUCCUUUACCAGGAUGCCGACACCAAGCGCCACUACACCUACCAGUCCCUAAAGGAUGCCUCUCUUGAGUUUGGAAAGGGCUUGAAGGCCACCUAUGACUGGCGCAAGGGCGAUGUCUUGGCCCUUUUCACCCCCAACAGCAUCGAUACCCCGGUGCUCAUGUGGGGUACUCUCUGGGCGGGCGGCAUUAUCUCCCCGGCUAACCCGGCCUACACGGUGGAUGAGCUCGCCUUCCAACUGAAGAACUCUGGCGCAAAGGCGCUCGCAACUCAGGCUUCGGUCUUAUCAGUGGCAACAGCAGCUGCCAAGAAGGUUGACAUCCCGGAAGAUCACAUCAUUCUGCUGGGCGACGAGCGGGACCGAGAUGCUCGGUACAAGCACUUCACUUCCGUUCGAAACAUCUCCCGUGCCACCCGAUAUCGUCGCCAAAAGAUUACACCCGAAACGGAUCUGGCUUUCCUGGUCUACUCGUCUGGUACUACCGGUGUGCCUAAGGGUGUCAUGCUGUCGCAUAGGAAUAUUGUCGCCAAUGUUCUGCAGCAAGUAAUAGGCGAGGGUGGGAACUUGAGUUGGAAUGGAGGCCCUGAUGGAAAAGGAGACCGUGUCCUGGCAUUCUUACCUUUCUAUCACAUUUACGGAUUGACCUGCUUGCUCACCCAAGCCUUAUACAAGGGCUACCACCUUAUCGUCAUGGCCAAGUUCGAUAUUGAAAAGUGGUGCGCACACGUACAGAAUUAUCGCGUGACAUUCAGUUAUAUCGUGCCCCCGGUGGUGCUUCUAUUAGGCAAGCACCCCGUGGUCGACAAGUAUGACCUCUCCAGUCUGCGGAUGAUGAAUUCUGGUGCGGCCCCGCUCACCCAGGAGCUGGUGGAGAACGUGUACGCUCGCAUCAAGGUUGGAAUCAAGCAGGGCUAUGGCCUGAGCGAGACAAGUCCCACCACGCACUCCCAGCGGUGGGAGGAUUGGCGCGACUACAUUGGUUCCGUUGGUCGCUUGAUGCCCAACAUGGAAGCUAAGUACAUGACUAUGCCCGAGGAUGGUUCGGAGCCUCGUGAAGUAGCCACUGGUGAGGUCGGCGAGCUUUCCGUGCGUGGACCGAAUGUGUUCUUGGGAUACCACCAAAAUCCCGCUGCUACUCGGGAGUGCUUGUCGGAGGAUGGCUGGUUCCGUACUGGCGAUGUUGGCUACCAAGAUGCCAAGGGUAACUUCUAUAUUACGGAUCGCGUCAAGGAGCUUAUCAAGUACAAGGGGUUCCAGGUGCCACCCGCCGAGCUGGAGGGCCUUCUGGUGGAUAAUCAAGCUAUCGAUGAUGUCGCCGUGAUUGGCAUUGAGAGUGAAGCUCACGGUUCCGAAGUGCCUCUGGCUUGUGUUGUUCGAAGCGCAAAGAGCAAGGCCUCUGGUGCUACUGAGGCAGAGGAAGCUGCCAACAUUGUGAAAUGGCUUGACAGCAAGGUUGCCCACCAUAAGCGUCUGCGUGGUGGUGUACGGUUCGUUGAUUCGAUUCCCAAGAACCCCAGUGGGAAGAUCCUGCGUCGCAUGUUGAAGCAGCAGUUCAAGGAUGUGGGCAAGAGUCCGAAGGCGAAACUGUAGAUAUACUUGUUGAGAUAUACCAUAUACAAAUCGCGAAUUCAUAGACUGCAUCUUGCAUGGCUUCAUACGUAGAGUAAAUAACAAUAUAUUCCCGGAAAAGAUUUGCCAAACUUUUGGAUCAUUCUUGCGCAUCUAAAUCAAGGGAAGAACCUCUUCACCAUGCCCUCAACAUCCUCCCCUUCCACAGCAUCAAUCUUCUCCUUGGCAACCCUCUCCACCGCCUCUUCAACCUUCUCCUCCCCAUUAACAAGAUCAAUCCACCCCUCCGUAUCAGCCCUUGCCAACAACAGAUCCGCCACAAUAGCAACAUCCUCCCUCGUCACAUUCCCCUUCCCCUUCGGUGUAACACCAAGCUCCACCUUCCUGGUCGCAGGCUCAUCAGUCAAAAACCCGGGACGCAAAUUAAUAGCCUGGAAAGGACGCGUCGCCGCAGGGUCCUUCUUGCGCAUGUAUGCCAGCGCGGUCAUGUACUCGUCUGCCUCUUGUUUGGCUUUGGCGUAGGUGGGCAGGACUUCGGUGUUUGUGCGAACAAUGCCGGCCCAUUGAUCAUCCGGCAUCCAGUGGGGUUUAUUCUUGCGACUGCCAAGGUAGGAGACCAUGAGGAAUUUAGAUACGCUGGUUGACGCGAAGGAGGCGGUCAUGAAGUGUUUGGCGGCCUCUUGGUCGAUGGCGAUAGUGUUCGCAGGGCCGCCUUUGC
This is a messenger RNA of Penicillium brasilianum, 2541 nucleotides long. The record is from the annotation of a GenBank genome assembly. NCBI's taxonomy places the organism in Eukaryota, Fungi, Ascomycota, Eurotiomycetes, Eurotiales, Aspergillaceae.